Messenger RNA from Toxorhynchites rutilus septentrionalis, 866 nucleotides. RefSeq lists its product as uncharacterized. Bases 248 to 571 code for a protein of 107 amino acids. The record is from RefSeq and is a predicted model, not a curated record. The transcript has 2 exons. Lineage: Eukaryota; Metazoa; Arthropoda; Insecta; Diptera; Culicidae.
UGCUUAGCACAAACAGCACUAAAUACUCGUGGAUAUUGGAGCUUUCUGUGUGUAACGAGUGAGCCCUAGAAUCAAAUCGGCUGUUUUGAAAACCGUCCUGGAGUCUGGUUAAUUGAGAUCACGACUGAGAAGGGUGAGUACAGCUGGAUAUAAGAGUGAGUCUGGAAAGGGCACAUAUGUUGAUCUAGUCGUGAUUCGAACGCACGUUACAUCCAGAAGGUUCUAGUUCCCGAAAGAUUUCCCAGCAAUGGAUUCGGAAAUCAAUAUAAAAUAUCGGACCCUUUUGGUUCACCACCUUGAGAAGGACGAAAUUGAAUUCGAACUCGAAACUAGAGCAGUGCAAUUCGAGAUGGAGGAAAGUGUAUCGGUGCUUAGGAGAUGUUUGCGUGAGAAAUUGAAGCGAGAGAAAGGCGAUCCGGAAGAAAUUGAUUUCACAAAGUGUGAAACACGCACAGUAGCUAAUGAAAUCGAAUUGAUAGAUGGAAAGAUAAAAGAAAUUAGUGAUUAUUUGGAGAAGAAGAAGGAGUUCGAGGGAGUUCGGGAGGCACUAGGGACAAGAAUCGAUCCGUAAGGAAGUCAUGCUCCAGAUUACGAACUCGCUUACACAGUUGCAAUUAGGACAACCAGGUCCGUCGAUUGUGCCGCGAGUGUCUCAAGAGACCCAGACGGACGAUACAGAAGCGAAUUCCGGAGGGAAUCAGGAGUCCAGGCAAUCCAAGGUCCAAAGUAGUCAACCGUGACGACAACUCCGUUCUAGUUUAAAUCAUUCACAUCCUUCCAUCUUACUAAACGGUCCUCAAAGUUCUGUGGUGCCGUCUGGAUCGAAUAUUCUUCGGCAACCUAAAGAGUACCUGCUGAACAGAGUG